Schistosoma turkestanicum is the source of this 3163-nucleotide messenger RNA. The record is from the annotation of a GenBank genome assembly. Lineage: Eukaryota; Metazoa; Platyhelminthes; Trematoda; Strigeidida; Schistosomatidae.
AUUGAAAAGGAUCCGGUCUAUAUGUUUGAUGCAUUCAAACACAAACAGAGUCCAUUGUCUUUUGAAUAAACAAAACGUAUUUGGAGAGAUAACCCUGGAUAAAGCUUCAUAUUUUGUCUCCUUGUUGAUCGAGUCUUACUUUUGGCCUAAGAAUCUAUACAAGUUUGUCGUUUGUACCCAGUCGUCCUUGUUGUGUUGUGCUCCUUUUGUGUUGCCUAUUCGAUAUUAAGGGCAGGUGAGGGUCGUUAGUCAUGACGGCAUAUGCCACCAGUAUACCUGCUAUAGAUCCCAGUUUAGGACAACUGGUCGAAUUACCAAUAGAUCAAGCUGGUGCAUAUGUCAUUCAAGAUGCAAGUGGUGGUCAAAUCCAUUUAGGCAGUGUUCAGGGCGGGAAGAGUUUACUGAAACCUGAAUUAGCCCAACAUUUAAAUCAGCAUACUGGUUACAAGUCGAGUGUUGGUAGAGGCGGCUUCACUUUGAAUAAUAACGAUGCACGUUGGGUUUCUCUUAAUGCGAAUCGUGCAUCGCGUAGCAUCACCAGCCGAAAACCUCUAAGUACAGGCGCUCCUGUGGCUCAGUCAGCUGGACUGCAAUCUGCUGUACUGACACCUGCAGCUUCAGGACUAUUAUCAUUGGGUACUCGCUAUACUCCAUCUUCUGCUACUGUAUUUGGUACGACGGGAGGAGGCUCGAUAUCUGGUGUCAAUCAAGGUAUAACUGGAACAGGAACAGCUACAAUAAUACCUUCAGGCACAUCAUCAAGUAAUAUUGUUUCAGCCGGUGUUGGUGCGAUAGGUAGUAUGGAUCGAGACUCCGGUUAUCGCUUGGCCGCUGCAAUAGCUGGUACUAGUGGUCGAGGUCGUCCUCGAGGUCGAAGGCCUUUACGAGGACAAUUUCCUGUUGUUCCAAUUGACAUGGUCCGACAAUUAGGCAUUGAACAACAAGUCAUUUUACAACCAGCCGCCCCAGUCGCCAUGCGCAAUAAAGCUGUACUGUGUCGACCGUUGUCAAUGUGUCGUAAAACUCAAGCAAGUGCGACAACAUACGAGAAUUUAUCCCAACAUGGUAUUGCUGUGCAAACGGAUGUACUUCCAACUACAACGGAAUCGAGUAAUAAGAAUGAUGGAGCAUCUCUUGGGAUUGAAAUGCAGACCCAGACUAUUGACACAAAACCAGUUGAAAGUGAUGAUGACGAUGACGAUGAUAUGGUACCUGUAGGUGAAAUUGAAGAUGAUCAGAUGUUGAUGAAAUCUGAUCAACCAAGUGUUAGUUGUGCUCAGACAUCAACUUCUGAUGACACCGUUUUCGUUGAAUCCGGCAUCCAGACAGAUUUAACAGAUGAAGAUGAAUUGAAAAAAAUGCCACUUGUGCUACCCAUACCUGUUCCGGUUCCAAUCUAUGUGCCAUUCCCAGUAUGCUUAUAUGCAAGACCAGUGCCAUACGCAGUUCCCUAUCCGUUACCGUGCCCACUUCCAGUUCCACUUGCUUUCGAUGCUACUCCAAAACCUCCGUGUGUUGAAGACCAAGGACAACAAGUCGAUUUGAUUACUCGAAAAACACUCAUUGAAUCUUCAACGAAAUUAGACGAUUCAAUAGCAACAGCAAGUGACAACCAGAUUGACACGCAAUUUGUCGAUUUAGAACGUUCAGCAAAGUCGACUGAUUAUGCUUAUGCAUUAUCAAUGUCCAAUGACGAAGGAGAUAUGGGGACAAUUGAAGAGCAUAGUGGUGCUCCUAAUAGACCUCAAAAUGUAUCUAGUCUUAAACGUCCCGUCCCCGAAGAAUCAUCAUCGUCAGAUUCAUGGACUUCAGAGUCAACUGUCAUCCAACAAUCCACUGAACAUAAUCCACCAUCACACCACCAUCACCUCCAGGCGACGUCGGUAGUGAGUCAUUCCAGUAGCAGAAGGGAAAUAGAUCAGCCGCUCCCACCGCCACCCCCAGCUAAGCGGUCUCGUCAAACUCUUACACCUGUACUUACAUCUGAUGCUAAUUACCAUUUGAAAUUCUCUUACGGGAUCAAUGCAUGGCGUCAUUGGGUACAACAAAAAUCAGCUUCAUCUGCAGACAAACCUAGAUCUACUACAGCUGCAAUGCAACAAUAUUCACAUUUAUAUGCUGACUUAUUAAACAUGAGUGAUGCCGAUCUCAAUAUCGCAUUAAGUCAGUUUGUUCGUGAAGUUCGCAAACCAAACAAUGAAUGUUAUGUAGCUGAUUCAAUUUUCUAUUUGUGCCUAGGUAUUCAAGAGUAUCUCAACGAAAAUGGUCGUACUGUAAAUUUAUUUGGAGAUCCUGCGUUUACUGGUCUAUCUAGAGCUUUAAACGAAAUAUUAGCUAAUUUUCAACCUCGUAUUAGUCCCGAAGGACUUCUUAUCUGUCGUAUAGAAGAAGAACAUUUAUGGGAAGCAAAACAAUUAGGUUCACAAUCAGCCGAGAUUUUAUUAUUUACCAUGCUUUAUUACAAUACUAAACAUAUUGGUUUACGACUUGGUACAGUUCAUCGGCAAUUAGCAUUUUCACAAUUUCAAAUCUCUGAAACAGCUGUUCUUUGUCAUUUACCUGGUCAUGUGUUCGGUGAAUCAGAUGAUUCUGUCACAACAUUAAGUUUAGAUGCCAAUCCUCAACAUCCACAACGAUGUCCUGUUAAACUUUAUAAAGCAUACUUCACUCGUUGUCCCCCAGAGCUACUAGAUUCUGACAGUGUGUUCUACUUGAGUCCACUAUAUCCUCCAAAAUCUGAUUUAUGGUUUUCAACAGAUCCUGUUCGACCAAAUGAAUUGCAAGUGAUACUUAAUAGAAUUAAAAUGGUAAAAGAAAUUCAAGAGGCAUUUAUGAAUAGUCAACCAGAUGGGGGCUUCUAAGCUCAUUUAUAUAUAAUCGUAUUCUAUGUGUAUUUUGAUUAUAUUGUUUCUCUUAAACCAAUCUAUCAAUAAUUUACCCUACUCUCCCUUUUCAUAUAACCAUAAGAUACUGAAUAUAUAUAUGCAUAUUUGUCUGUUUUUUUUAAUCCUAUCGCCCUUUGCCUCAUUUUCUUCACCUGUAUAAACUGAUUGUGGAAAUAAAUUUUUUUAUCAUAUUAUCCAUUUUGUUUUAACAAGACUAAUACUUAAUUCUCAGAUGAUAUUUUUAAUAUAAACAUUCAUAUUAUUGCUUGUCAAGCCGG